CAAGGGUUGGAACUUGGAAUCUAUUGAGCAAAAACAUUUAGAGAAGUAUGGGGUGGUUUGUGUCUGUUGUACUGAGUUUGUUGCUUUCUCAUUUUCCUUCAUGCCCGUCCUCAUUGGUGACAUUAUGCAACAAUGAUGAAGCCUCUGCCUUGCUUGGCUUCAAGACCUCAUUCAGUCUCGGUAGCCGAUGUGGAGAUGAUGGUGGUUAUCCAAAGACAGAAUCUUGGAAAAAUGGUACUGAUUGCUGUUUGUGGGAUGGGGUGAGUUGUGACACAAACUCAGGGCACGUCAUUGGCUUAGACCUCAGCAGAAGUUGCUUUCAUGGUCCAUUUUAUUCCAACAACACUCUCUUCAAACUCACUCACCUUCAAAAACUCAACCUUGCUCUCAAUAACUUUUCCUCUUCUCCAAUGCCUUCUGGGUUUGGUCAUCUUCUCGCUCUCACUCAUCUCAACUUAUCUAACGCUGCUUUUAGUGGUGUCAUUCCUUCCAAAAUUUCUCACCUCUCAAAAUUAGUUUCACUUGAUCUCUCACUCUCACUGUCAGAAAGUAGGAUGAGGGUUGAACCAGCAUUCCUGGAAAAACUCAUUGUAAAUGCAACUCAUUUAAGGGAGCUCACUCUUGAUGGCCUAGACAUGUCUUUGAUUAAACCAAGUUCUCUGUCUUUGUUGGUCAACUUUUCAUCCUCCUUGGUCUCUCUUGGACUUUCAAAUACCAUCUUGCAAGGGAAGUUACCAAAUGACAUAUUCUAUUUACCCAAUCUUCAACAACUUAAUUUGUCUUUGAAUUAUCUGGAAGGUGAGCUUCCACAGUUGAAUCGGAGCACUACUCUUAGACACUUGGAUCUCGGUGAUAAUGCUUUUUCAGGACAUAUUCAGUUUUUAUCUAAUCUCACGCAACUAAAACACUUGGACCUUGGUGCUAACAAAUUCAGUAAUAAUUUUGAUGGUGAGAUCCCCAAUUUGUUUGGCAAGCUAAGCAAAUUAGAACUUUUAGAUCUUACUGGAAACAACCUAGUGGGCCAAUUGCCAUCAUCGUCAUUUGAGCUCACUCAGAUUAGUUAUUUAAUCCUUUCAGGGAAUAAAUUAGUUGGACAAAUACCUGAUACAACCGGAGGACUUUCUAAAUUAGCUUAUCUGGAUUUGUCCGAUAACUUGUUGAAUGGAACAAUUCCGUCUUGGUGUUUUUCUUUGUCAUCGUUAGUUUACUUAAUCCUCGGUGGGAACCAGCUUACCGGCCCAAUUGGCGAAUUCUCUGGCUUUUCAUUGUCUUAUUGUGAUCUCUCUAAUAACAAGCUACAGGGUGGUAUCCCCAAGUCAAUAUUUUUUCACCAAAAUCUCUCUCAAUUGAUGCUAUCAUCAAAUAACCUGAGUGGGCUUGUAGAUCUUAGGAAUUUUUCAAAUCUUCAGGUGCUACGAUCCCCUGCAAGUCGCAAUUAUCUUAUUUUAGAUCUUUCCAAGAACCAAAUUCACGGAAGGAUUCCAGAAGGAUUUAAUCAUAUGGCGGAUACUUUGGAUUAUUUGGAUCUUUCUCAUAACCUGCUAACAUCGGUUGGGAAUCUCUCACUCUCGAGUAAGAAUAUGUAUUACAUUGACCUAAGCUUCAAUAUGUUGGAAGGAGAUAUUCCUGUUCCCCCAUCUACCGUUCAAUUCUUUUCUAUCUCAAACAAUAAAUUGACUGGAGACAUCUCUUCAUCUCUUUGCAACGCAAGCUCCCUCGUGACACUCAUCUUGUCUCACAACAACUUGACAGGCAAACUUCCAAAAUGCGUUGGAAACUUGAGUAAUCUUAUAGUUUUGGAUCUGCAGAGGAACAACCUUCGUGGAAUCAUACCCAGAAGCUAUCUUGAGAUAGAAACAUUGGAAACUUUUAAUUUUAAUGGCAAUCAAUUGGAGGGACCAUUACCUCGGCAUGUGAUCAAAUGCAAACAACUAAGAGUUCUGGACCUUGGACACAAUAACAUACAGGAUACAUUUCCAAGUUGGUUAGAGUCACUUCAAGAGCUUCGAGUCCUUGUUUUACGUGCUAAUAGGUUCAAUGGUACCAUCAAUUGUUUCCAAUCCAAGAACGAUACAUUUUCCAAGCUGACGGUUUUUGACAUCUCCAACAAUAAUUUUCGAGGCAACUUGCCUGUAGCUUUAUUCAAAAACUUCAAGGGAAUGAUGAUCAAUGUCCAUAGUGUUUUGCAGUAUAUACGUCCUACUUAUUAUGGGUACAAUGAUUCAAUUGAGGUCACA
Molecule: messenger RNA, 2237 nt
Organism: Vigna umbellata (rice bean)
Lineage: Eukaryota; Viridiplantae; Streptophyta; Magnoliopsida; Fabales; Fabaceae
Source: RefSeq, a predicted model, not a curated record